GUUUCCUUCGAUUUUGGGUGCCGAGAUUUUGGUAUUAAAAAAAACUAGAUUUUUUGUCCGAUUUUUUGAUGCGCGUGAAACCCAAAUGUUCGGCGCCGAAGCAGCCGAAAUCGGCCGCCGAAGAAGGGGGCGUGAUCCCGAGAAUACAAUAUGGCGGCGCACCGCGCCCCCUAUGAGCGGAGCAUGUUGUCGGCGAGCAGUUGACACCUGCCUCCUGCAUCUGUGCGAGAGAUUUUCGUCCUGGAGUGCUCAGGUCAUCUUGCAGAACUGAACUGAGGCAGUUCGACAGUGCCUGUCACCGUUUUGCGGGCGGAGAGAGCGUGAUGUUGGAGAGAGACGCAUGAAAAGUGAGUGUAUGUAUCAGUGGCCGCGAGCAACGCAAAACACAACAACAACAACAAACACAGCCAAGUGUAAAAACCUUCGCACCUGGGAGUCUCGGCUGUAGAGGAGCGUAAACCUGACAGAAUGUACGGCAAGGGCAGCGGGCGCCCUGGACGGGAGGACGACAGCCAAGUUUGUCACGCAGUGGUUGGUGUCGAGCGGGCCCAGGAUGCUUCGCCAGCACCUCAUCUCGAGCCCAGAGGGUUGUUACCGGUAUCAAGAACUAGUGUUGCGGCAGCCCUGUCCGGUAGACUUGGUGCCAUGCGUCCUCCAGUGGUGGCUAGGGAACACUCGCCAUGUGCUGGGCCCAGCCACAAGGGUGUUGGAAUUGGGCAGCAGGGUGCAAGAGGCUGUCCAGGAGGAGGCCAAAGGCCUCAUCAGUUAAAAUUCCUUUUUGAUGAUGUGAAAAGGGCCACUCUUGCCCACCAGAUGGGCGCUCAUUUUAAAGCCGCUUACGCUGUUGACCCGAGCCCAGAUGCAGCCAGCAGUCGUGCAGGUUUUGCUUUGGCGAGCGACAACGAAAGGUCGACGGCGGCACCGAAAAGGCCCCUUGCGCAGCUGCAGCCAAAUGCAACAGGCCUGGCGCAAUCAUUGCCCUGCCACAACCCAGGCAGUGCUGAGCUGCCUCCACCAGCUAAGCCCGCUCGGAGAGGCGACACUCUAUCCGUGGCGAGAAGCGCGCCGUGCAAACUCUUGGCCGUACCCGAUGCAGGCUCCCAUAUUGGCAGCAUGAAAAGAAAAGCAAUGAGGAAAAUAUCCCUUGGAGAGAAUGCCCAUCAAUUAGAAGUGGUACACUCAGAAACUGACUCUCCUCUUCGGAAAAAGACUUUUAAAAGGAAAUGCAAUAUUCCUUUUUGUGAUUCCAAUGAGAGAAAAGACGCUGCUGUAAAAUUCUUUACCGUAACGACGGUUAGAAAGCUGAGAGAGGAAUACUACAGGUUCUGCGAGAUGGCAAGCGACAGAUACAGGAGGCCCCCGAAUCCCCGCUACGCAAUCUAUUGUUGCUACCUCCAUUAUGAUGCUGAAAAUGACUUCAUAAAAAAAUCAGACGAGACACUUGCUUUAAAACCGGGUGUGAGCCCGUUAAAGGUUUAUAAGCAUGAAAUAAAUGGGGAGUACGUGUGGCUUGACUAUCCCUCGCACGAAGCCAUUCAGCAAGCUGCAGAAUCAAGGAGGCAACUUUUUGAUUGUGCGGGCGAAAACGACGAUUGGCCUGAGAGUUUAUCCAGCAAUAAUGAUGGCCAACAGGACCACCAUACGAAAGAAUUGGAAGAGGUCCAGUCUCUCUGUUCUCAGGCACGAUCAACAGCUCAAUCAAUUUCAUCCGCAGGCUCAGAUAUCUUCUCUGGCGAUGAUACAGAGUCGACUUCAUCGAGCUACAGGCCACCAUCUGUCGUGACGGCUUCAAGCACAGAUUCUGAUAUCCAGAUAAGGGGUGGAAAAGCCAAGGAAUAUCGUAAGACUCUGAAAUCUGUUUCGAUUGAGCUCAUGAUGGAUCACCCUGAAAAGUUUUUGGGCGUGCCCCCUUAUGCACUCUUUGUGGUAGAUGAGUUGGCUGCUGCAGUCAGUGGCCCUCAUGCACUUGAGGACGUACUAUUGACUUUGCGACGGGUGAAACUAAUGGAAAGUUAUUCAAUUUUGGGGCUGUACUUCAAUCUAAGUCGCUCAGCUGUGUCUAAAAUUUUUCGAAAAACGCUGCCAACCAUUGCUGAAUGCCUCAAAGAACUGCUUGUGAAUACGCCAACUACACAAAUUAAGUACAAUCUUCCGGUAGCAUUCCGAUACAACUUUAGUAACACUACUGACAUUCUUGACGCGUUUGAAAUCCAAUGUCAGAAGCCAACCGACGCGCUUUAUCAAAUGUUGUCAUACUCAACAUAUAAAGGCUGCAAUACCAUCAAGUACUUGGUAAAUUGCACGCCGGACGGGUUCAUCACAUUCGUUUCCAGAGGCUACGGUGGCCGACUCUCUGACGUUGCACUUUGCGAAGAGAGUGGAUAUUUAAAAUUUUUAACUCCCGGACGUUCUGUAAUGGCGGACCGUGGAUUCAAACACCUCGAGAGUCGUUUAGAGUUGAUUGGUGUCGGAUUAGUUAGACCUCCCAGUGUGAUGAAAAAUAUGCCAUUGUCGAAAAGUGACACACUAAAAACCAAACAAAUCGCAGCGUUGCGAAUUCAUGUCGAAAGAGUAAUCGGGCGGAUUCGAUGUUUUGCCAUGGCUUCCCCUCACAGCAGAACUCCUGUUAGCCAGAUUCCUUUGCUUGACAUGGCUGUAGUUGUUGCUGCUGCAUUGUGCAACAUUGGAACGCCAAUCAUUCGUGUUUAAUUGUUAAGUUUUAUUGUUAAUGAAUAAAUGUAAAGUCUGUCAAUAAGAAUAGAAAAAUGAACUGAUUUGUCUAAAUCUCAAUUAGGUUUUAUCCGACGGUUUUUCUAGAAAUUCUUAAAAAUUGGCCAAUUAUUUUCAAGAUUAGAAAAAUGAUUUGGAGAAAAUUACGACCUCUUUUGAGCAAACGAAAUUAGUAGCUACUGUGGUGAAAAAAAUUAUGAAAAUUUCAUAGUGAUGAGAACAACAAUAUAGUACUCUUGAGUCUUCAAAGUAUCUUUUUAUUUUCUCAAAAAUUACAGACUUUCGAAAGGGGUCUGUGAUUGACCUCAUUGAAAUUUCCAAGUAAUAAGCCUUAAAAAAACUGCACAAAUUCAGAUAGGUGAUUAUUACAUUUCCAGUUACUUCCUCACUGAGGAUAUUCUUCUCAAAUUCGCUGUUUUCACACAAAAUCUGUCUGUUAAUAGCAGUUCAAACUAAAAUAUCUUGCAGUCUUUGAAUCAUUUUUGGGAAGAUCACAGUUGACCAGAACUCUGUAGCGCGUUUAAUCGUUUGCUCUAGGAGAUCAAUGUUCAUCUUCGAACUCUCCCUAAUCUCAGGGUCGGGUGAUGCACUGUCCAUGUACACUUUGACCGAUGUGUACUUUUUGUCCCUUUCAAAGUUUUGACUCGCGACGAUCAGACGCCCCUCUUUUCUCCCACUCAGUUUCAUUUGUAACAGUAGUUGGAGGAGGACUUUCCUCGUUGGCUGGCCAUCUGUUUUCAUGUAAUUUUGUACCGUAGAGUCUUUCGAAGGGCAUUUGAUUUCAAUGAUAAAAUUCUUGGACACCCCGUCUGGAGACGCUGCUAGAUGCGGAUACCUCUUGUCCAGCACAAGUGACCCCUCUUUGAUUUGAAUCCUACAAUCAGCAGCAACUCGUUUCCGCAGCUCCUCCUCUAAUUUCAGGCCCCUCGCCAUUGCAUCUGUCUGCUUCACUUUGGCACCAGCUGACCCAAAAAUGGACAUGGCCAAACGUUCUUUAGCUGCUGCAUUCUCAGCUCCACCAACCUCGGAAAACUUGGAUGCGGUGACGCGCCCAUAGCGGAGCUCUCUCCAAAGUGCCGAUUUGCUUUGUUCAACUGUGUUUACUCUUACUUCGUCGAGUUUUUCGGUCGUGAAGAAUGUAGCAGCAUAUUGAAGAAACUCUCCGCUGCUCUUGUCACGCAGGUUGCUGAGUAUUGCAAAGUUGAACAUUAACCGAUACAUACUUAGAGCGUGAUGAGAGCAGUCGGUUAGCUGUCUUUUCAGCAUGGUGUAAUCUGGCAGUCCACCAAUAACAUUUUUCAGGAAGCUCCCGUCACUUUUAUACCGUGUUGGAAGCUCCAAGGGCUUCUUGGUCCUGGUAAAAUUGGCAGCUGGGAUUCGCUGUUGGGAGACACUGGCCAGUUGCGACUUCCUCCAGUAGCACUGAACCUGAGUGCACGACGGUUCCAUGCUGCGGUAGUGCAGCCACGCAGCCAGUGCCAGCGAGUGCUUGCACAUGCCUGUUAAAAAGCGGGGGCAAAAAUAAUUAGCAAAUGUAAAUAAUUCCCAUAUAUACUACACCCUUAUUAUUAAAGCUUCUAAAUCUUUAACCGUAAAUCUAAUAUCUAAAAAAAUAAACGUAUGUAUCUUUCAUUCACCCGUAUACAGAGUUUUUGCAAAUACAACAUUUUUUAAUACAGUAUCAGUGCAUUGGGGAAAGAAAUUGUUUUUUUUUAACCAGUUUUUCGCAAGCAAUUUCCGCACCAUAGUUUUCUAGAAUAUAUUCUGUAGUGACACUAUUUGGCCUGUUACUGACUUUGGAGGCGCAAUAACCAGACGCCAGCAUCGACAGUCAAGUGCAAUUUACAUCAUGUACUAAUUAAUAUAGCUCAUUACUUUGACUUUAAUAACUACUGUGAAAGAUAAUUUUUUGAGAAAUUGAGCCAGCAAAUGGCAAUUUAAAAAGCAAAAAAUAAGCACGUUAGAGAAAUUUUGACCACUCCGACCGCCAAUUUUUUUAUUUUUACAUGGGAUAUAUGGAAUGAAUAUAUUUCUUGCGCAAGUUAUUUGUAAAAUUUAAUCGUAAAAACCGUUCAAAAUCAGUGGUGAAAAAACAGGGUGGUAAGCAAAUGGAUCCCUGCGCAUAUAUUGUUUUGAGCCUAUUAUAACGAUAGCACAAGAAAAAAAUUAUCUGCCCAUUAUUAUAGGACCUAAUUGUUUAUAACAAGAAAUAAAAUUUAAAUUAUGAUGGUUUUUGUACCACCACGUUUUUAAUCUGUAGCGAGUGCACAAAGUUGAGUUUUUUAUUAUUAGAUAUUGAAUUGAAUUAAAUACUUGAAUGUACUUUGACAAAUUGUGAGAAUAAACAGCUAUAUAGAUAUUGCAAA
This is a messenger RNA of Cloeon dipterum, 5096 nucleotides long. RefSeq lists its product as uncharacterized. The transcript has 11 exons. The record is from RefSeq and is a predicted model, not a curated record. Lineage: Eukaryota; Metazoa; Arthropoda; Insecta; Ephemeroptera; Baetidae. The coding region runs from base 469 to 2709 and encodes 746 amino acids.